Exophiala viscosa is the source of this 1471-nucleotide messenger RNA. RefSeq lists its product as uncharacterized. Lineage: Eukaryota; Fungi; Ascomycota; Eurotiomycetes; Chaetothyriales; Herpotrichiellaceae. The transcript is spliced from 3 exons. The record is from RefSeq and is a predicted model, not a curated record. Gene Ontology annotation, cellular component: plasma membrane. Bases 432 to 1346 code for a protein of 304 amino acids.
GCGAUUUGUUUUGCCGGUCAGUGCUGAUGUUGUGCGAUAAGUAUGCCAGGAUUGGAUCGCGACAGCCAGGGCAAAAUGGCAUCUGCUCUCAUGACCCCGCGUCCACCAUGGCAGUCUGUCUCGCGGUCGGAUAUCAAUACGAGAAAUCGUUAUGAGAUAAUGAAUACGGAAACGCUCAUACCUGGGACUAUGCCCUUUUCACAUCCCCUGUAGGAGGAUAUAUCUGGGACCAAACAUCUUGAUCAACCCUCGUCGUCUCUUAGCCUUGCUUGCAACCCCUACGCUGUGCUCUACGUACAGUCCCACACGUAUGAUACUGAACGAUCUCCGAGGCAGAACGCCGUCUCACUACGCCAUCUGCUGUUCCGACCUCAUCAGCGCCGGACAUACAUCCAAGGUCAACCUAUCGCCUUCUGCACUGGACGUCCAAGAUGCGCACAACACGCUCCAAGCGACUGGUAGCACAGCUACCACUGCUAGCAUGGAUCGAGAUCCUGGAGAUCAUGGCCCUGGUCCAGUCGCUGCUAGUCUUGACGAACGCACUAUGGAAUUGGGGCUUCUUGCUUUUCGAUACCUCUUCGCUCAGCCGCGCACUUUCACUUCCAGGGUCAGGAUCUGGUAACGCCACCACACCAGCGAUCUACGACUGGUACGAAGCGCACUACACCUCCAUCUGCUACGGCAUGUGGAACGACCACGUCUUCAAGUCUGGACGGAACAUGAGCGCAGGUUCUCCACGGUCCUGUGCCACCCAAGCUCUCGGAUACACAUUCUCCCUUGCGCGUGUGUUGUCCGAGUCUGAAGACCUUGCAAAAUCGACAAAUACAACAGUUCUCAACGCACUCGCGUCGUACAGCACAGUCGAUCUAAAAGCCCCGGUCGCCCUGCUUAUAGUCGGGAUCAUUUUCACGGGCUUGUCACAGGUAUUGUAUCUAGACACCAUUCUCGCGCUCGUGGCCACGAACAUGAGGGAAGAGCGUCUGAUAACGAUGCUGCGUGUCGCCUUCUUGUCGAGUAUACCCGCUGUUAUCACGCUGACGAUAUCCGCGGCCAAGAUCACUGCGCGCGCGAGACAGAUUCAAUCUGGACUGUUCUCGAAAAGUGUGGAUCUGAGGUCAAGUGUGACGGUAUUAAUAAGUGUCAAGGCACAUUUGGGAAGCGGGUUCUAUUCGGCGACAUGGACUGCGACGGGGUUCAUGUGGUUGGCGCUGGCGUUGGAGGUGGUCACGGCGUUGAGGAUCGCUGGAGCUAUGAAUAGGCAAUGCACUACGAGUCACGCGACAAACUCGGAGCCAGUCGUGCAUGGGAAGAGGGAUGUCUAUGCCGAGGUGAAGAUGGAGAUGUAGACGAGGGAGGUUGCGCCGAGGGCAUGGAUGGAGGACAAGUCACAACGUAGGUAACUGAAUGCAAAGACAAACAACGAGCUUGCUUACAGAUACCUGGGAAAUUGUCAUCGCAAUAAACUUCAAUC